Molecule: messenger RNA, 1873 nt
Organism: Podarcis raffonei (Aeolian wall lizard)
Lineage: Eukaryota; Metazoa; Chordata; Lepidosauria; Squamata; Lacertidae
Gene: C3H1orf198
Product: chromosome 3 C1orf198 homolog
Exons: 4
Coding region: 307-1290 (327 amino acids)
Source: RefSeq, a predicted model, not a curated record
CUGGCUCUUUACGCGGCACAACACCCACGCGCCCCGCGUUGGCAACAGCAUCGAUGCCUCGUCCCGGGCUCGUGUGCUUGUGUGUGUGUCUUUUGUGUGUUUGUUUUUAAGGGGAGGACGCCCGGGAGGCGGUCCUAAGAGCAGGGGCGGAGCCAAAGGCUUCCGGGAGGCGGAAAGCGGGGCUGUGCGCGGAGCCGAGGAGAAGGAGGGCGCGGCGGCGGGCGACCGAGUUGUUUUGUGCUCCCGGCUCGGCUGCGCUCCACGCCGGCGUCCGAGCGCGCGCCAGGGCCCCGGGGGGCGGCGGCGAUGGCUUCGAUGGCGGCGGCGAUCGCCGCUUCCCGCACGGCGGCCCUGAACGGCAACCGGCCGCUGGAUGAGCGGGAGCGCAAGCGCUUCAGCUACUUCUCGUCGCUCAACCCCAUGGCGCGCAAGAUCAUGGCGGAGAAGGAGCGCAUCCGCGAGCGCUACGGGCCCGAGUGGGAGCGCCUGCCGCCCCGCCAGCAGGACGAGAUCAUCGACCAGACCCUGGUGGAGCCCCACAUCCAGGCCCGCUACGCGGCUCACCGAGGGGUCGCCCGGGGACCCCCGCCGCCGGUCUGCUACCCGAACCUGCGCCUCAACACCGGCCAGAAGGUGGUGCACUUCGGCGACGAGGAUAUCACCUGGCAAGAUGAACACUCUGCUCCUUUCUCCUGGGAAACCAAGAGUCAGAUGGAGUUCAGCAUUGCUUCUCUGUCCAUACAAGAGGCAAGUGCAGUGGCAUUGCAGAGCGAGCCAAAGCAGACCACCAAAACCGCUCCAGGGCCCCCAGCCCCCAAGCCCGUGCAAGGUGCUAAAACGCCUAACUCAGAGGGGCUUCUGCCAGCUAGGAAAGAGGAGGAGUUGUCAUUCUGGAAGAUCAAUGCUGAGCGCUCAAAGUGUGACGGAGAACAGUCUGAGUUCUGUUCUCUGACCCCAAGCCAGAUCAAGUCCAUGGAGAAAGGAGAGAAGACCCUCCAGCCUUACUACAGGCAAGAAUCUGGUCCAAAAGAGGCAACCAAAGCAGAGAAGCCUAGUGCUAGCAAACCUGAAAAAUUGACCACCCCCGUUCUUGCUGCAACUUCAAUAGAAUGGGAAAAACCUCAACCUGGCCAGCCGAGUCCUCCUGAUGUUUGUCCUGAGCCAGUGGAAAAACUCUCAUCAACUGGGACCAAAAGUGAGGAGGCUGAUAGUGGUUUCCUUUCAGAAGUGCAGAGCAAUGCAAAUAACGUUAUCUUGAAGACCGGAUUUGAUUUUCUAGACAACUGGUAAAGGACUAAAAUAGCUUCAGCUCAGUUUUGGAGGAAGAGAAAAGGAACAUCUCUCUUCCAGUCUACUUUAUUUUAUUUUAUUGGUAUUGGCUUCUAUUUGAUCUUUCAAACUAAUAUUUUUUCCAACUGUUUUAAAUGUUGCCUUUGUAUUUACACUUUUUUGUAAAACCAUAUGGAUAUUUGUAUUUUGAAAUUGUCCAGUGUUAGAAGUAUGGUUUUUUUUCUUUAUGAUUCUAUAGGGUGAAUUGUUAUAUUGGAGAUGGGACAGGAUACAUUUCCUAAUUAGUGUUAUGUGUUUUAAGGACAAGGUGGAGGGAUCUGACCUAGAGAGAGAGAGAGAGAGAGAGAGAGAGAGAGAGAGAGAGAGAGAGAGAGAGAAGUUGAAGCCACCCAACAGAGGCACCUAUUUUCAUUUCAUAUACAAAUUAAACUACGCCUUAUGGGCUGCAACAUGACCUAAAAAAAGCAAUUUAUGUGGAGAUGGUGCAGCGGCAAAACACCGUAGGCCUAGGUUCUGCUGAAGCACAAAGCUCAAAAACCAAAAUUAAUCUUAUCUGUUUCAAAUAAACUACACAGAAAAUUAA